This is a messenger RNA of Lachancea dasiensis, 987 nucleotides long. The record is from the annotation of a GenBank genome assembly. NCBI's taxonomy places the organism in Eukaryota, Fungi, Ascomycota, Saccharomycetes, Saccharomycetales, Saccharomycetaceae.
AUGGAUCGGGCCGUUCAACAAACAGAUUACGAUGCGUUCUCAUGCAAAAUUAGCGCCAUCGCUAAGAAAUAUCUGCCCUGCCAGAAACAGCUAGAGUUGCGUGAAUUCAGCGACUACCCCGAACUGCACAUGGCCUAUGCUCAAUCAUUGAAAAACCUCAGCCGAAGAGCCUAUGGAAAAGUACAGAAAGCUGUCCAAUCAAGCAUGCCGUUAAUGAAUUAUGGCACAUACGUAAGGACAGUUGCAGUGGACAUCGCUAUCGAGCAAUAUAUUAACGGCCUUCCGAAGGGCUCCAAGGUCCAGGUUCUGAACUUAGGGUGUGGAUCUGAUCUGAGGAUGAUCAACUUUAUGUCGCGAUACCCUCAACUGAGGUGGAUUGAUUUGGACUUCCGAGAGUCUGUUCAUUUGAAAGCGAAAAUACUGAACAGCGAUGAUCGCUUUCGACAACGUCUGGGAUUCCCAGCUGGAGAUCUGAGCGAGGAGGAUUACGUUUCGGGCCGAUAUGUUCUCCACAGCUGCAACCUUAAUUUGAUUGAGGAUGUCCUAGAGAUAAUUCAGGAACAUACCGACCCCGAUGUUCCAACACUGGUAUUGACGGAGUGUGUCUUGUGCUACAUGAAAUUUAAGCCAUCUCAAGUGCUGAUAGAUGAGGUUAUGUCGUUAUACCAGACUGGCAUGUGGCUUUCGUACGAUCCUAUUGGCGGUGAAACCUCUACGGAUAGAUUUGGAAGUAUCAUGCAGUCAAACCUUCGGGAAUCGCGACAACUUGAUCUUCCUACGCUCAUGGUGUUUAACUCUGCGACAAAAUAUGCUCAGCGGUUCAAGAGCAACGCUACAAGCACCGACAUACGAACAAUGUGGCAAUACUAUCAAACCGAAACCAUCCCGCAAGAGAAACAGAGACUCAAGUCCUUGCAAUUUUUAGACGAAAUUGAAGAGUUAGAAAUUAUCUUGUCUCAUUAUGUCUUAUUAAAAGCAUUUUGGUAG